Phalaenopsis equestris is the source of this 1104-nucleotide messenger RNA. RefSeq names its product protein CDI-like. The coding region runs from base 309 to 1052 and encodes 247 amino acids. The transcript has a single exon. Lineage: Eukaryota; Viridiplantae; Streptophyta; Magnoliopsida; Asparagales; Orchidaceae. The record is from RefSeq and is a predicted model, not a curated record.
UCAACCUAUUCACAUUUUCGGCGGCGCCUGCGAAAAGGCCUGCCCCAACGGCCCUUAAUUGCCGCGACAGGUCGCUGCCAAAGCGGCUAACUUCUCCUUACCUGAAUUCACGUGUUAGUCGUUACUCCGCCGCUCCCAAACCAGCGGCGCUUGACACCGAGCUACACUCUGAACCCAGCGGCGCGGGACACCGAGCAACCCUCCGAACCGCACCACCGAAUACUAUUCGGCCCUCAAAUCCCGUCUUUCCGACCAUUCUCCCUUCAUAUCAACCCCUACUCCCCCAUUUCCCUCCAUUCCGAAUCCCAAUGGCCUCUCUACACCAGCCUAACAACUCUUCCAUGUCUCCAUUCAAGAUCUUCAUCGGCUACGACCCCUGCGAAGAGGCCGCCUACAACGUAUGCCGCCACACUCUCCUCAAGCAUUCCUCCAUCCCCCUCCUCAUCUCACCCAUCAAACAAGCCGAUCUCCGCUCCUCCAAUCUGUACUCGCGCCACCGCGACGCCACCGAAAGCACCGAGUUCUCUUUCACCCGAUUCCUCACUCCUUAUCUCGCCGGCUACCACGGAUGGGCCUUGUUCGUCGACUGCGAUUUUCUAUACACCGCCGAUGUGGCCGAUCUCGUCGCUCUAAUCGACGAUCGCUUCGCCGUGAUGUGUGUGCACCAUGAUUAUGCUCCUAAGGAGACCACUAAGAUGGACGGCGCUGUCCAGACGGUCUAUCCGCGGAAGAACUGGUCUUCUAUGGUUCUUUACAAUUGCGGUCAUCGGAAGAAUCGGAUUCUGACGCCGGAGAUUGUGAGUUCAGAAACAGGGGCGUUUCUUCACCGGUUCCGGUGGCUUGAGGAUGAGGAGAUUGGAUCCGUGCCUUUUGUUUGGAAUUUUCUUGUUGGGCACAAUCGAGUGGUGGAGAAUGAUCCCAGUACCUUCCCGAAGGCGAUUCAUUAUACAAUGGGUGGCCCUUGGUUUGAGAAAUAUAAGGAUUGUGAGUUUGCUGAUUUGUGGCUGAACGAGUUGGAGGAAUGCGAGAAGGAGAAGAAGGGCCAGGAUUGAUUGGUAGAGUUUUCUUGUUCCUUUGGUGCUGAACUGAUGUUUCUUUUGUUUC